This is a messenger RNA of Cercopithifilaria johnstoni, 456 nucleotides long. NCBI's taxonomy places the organism in Eukaryota, Metazoa, Nematoda, Chromadorea, Rhabditida, Onchocercidae. The record is from the annotation of a GenBank genome assembly.
AUGAUUUGGAAAAAAAUCAAACAACUGCCUGGUCCUAAUCAGAAACAGACCGCACAACGGACGAACAUUCCUGGGUUGAUUGAUUCUCCAGUGAGCAUGGUGCUAAUUUUGCGGAAACUGGGUUUCAUAUCGGGCGUGGGAACACGUUGGCUUUUCAAGCAAGACGGUAUCAAAUGCCGGAAGAUGGAUUCCCGUUCAACAUACGAGCACAGCAGCACGUCGACUUUUUUGUGUCGGGAAAUGGCCGUGCGGUUCAACAUACUGAACAUGGCAACACAAUGGCUUCUCAAACAGGAUAAUACCAAUAUGUCCGGAAAUGGACUCCGACAGGAUGGCAGCAACCAUCUGUUAGAGAGACAGUGCGCACGACCAAUGUCCGUACUUUCUGGUCUUUUGAAUAGAGCGGCAAUUCCAAUUCCAGCCCUCGUGUUGUAUAGUUCCCAUUCGUUAACGUGA